AGGAUUUUCUGGACGGAUACACCCAGAACACGCCUCACUUUCUUACGAAGUUGUUUUUUUUCACCGCAGCAUGAACAGCUUUGGGUUGCUAUUUAACCACAUUCUUUCUGAAUGCGUUUGUGUCAGGUGAUGAGGCAAGUGACAGGAAGCAAGUGACAGCGUAGUUACAUAGUAGAGGCAGUUUGAAGCGCUGAGGGGCUAACCUAGCAGUCUAGCGUAUUUUUUUUAAACGUACGCAAAAUGUAAUUCGUUUCGUAUCUCCAUGAACGCAGGUGUGAGUACAGGAAGUCGUUUGUUCACAUUCCAUACCACGCCCAUCUGCCAGCAAGCUGUAUACGGCAGGCUAAUUACAUAGCUACAUAGCGUGCUUUUAUGUUAGCACAUCAGAUAAUAUUGUGCCGAGAAGAAAUUAUGAAAUGACUAAAGCAAAAUAUCAUAAACGGAGAACAUAUUCAUUUCUAAUUACACUACGCGAUGGGUUGGAUACCUUACUUCUUAAGCCAUCAGUCUAGCUAGCUAGUUAACUUAGCCAACAUACGAUAGGCCAGGUAUUGACUGGAUUGUUUACCUAGUUGCGCAUUUGACAUCGUCAUGGACUCAGAUCAUUCGUGUUCUUCGAAUCGACCUGCUGACAUACAACGUAAAGAAGAGUCUGCUCCACUGAUUGGAGAGUUGAGGCCCAUUCACCCCCCAUCAGUGGAUGGUCGCGCCGGCUGCGAGACCUGGAGCGUCGAGUUCUCUCCGGAUGGCUCGUACUUCGCGUGGUCCAAAGGAUAUGGCAUUGUGCAGUUGCUUCGGUGGCCACUACAGGGCAUCGAAUGGCAUGGAACUCCGCAGUUCACUGCUGCAGCGAAGGAGAGGACUUUGGACUGUGGGCAGACUGUAUGGGGUUUAGCCUUUGGACCACGUGCAUCCAGGUAUGCAGGUCGGUCAGAUGAUCAGCUGAGACGGACUAGUGAAACGGCACAGCCUUUGCUUCUUGCGACUGGUCUGAGCAACGGAGAAAUUAAAGUCUGGGAGGUCGAGACCGGCCGCCUCUGUUUCAAUCUCAGAGGACAUCAGUCUAUUGUGAGGGACUUGGUUUUCGCUCCCAACGGAAGCCUCACCCUCGUGUCUGGGUCCCGUGACACAACCCUGCGGAUCUGGAACCUGAAGAAGUCGGACAAUUCCCAGGUCCUGAAAGGACAUACUGAUUGGGUCUAUAGUGUCAGCGUUUCUCCGGACUGUAGCAUGAUUGCAUCUGUCUGCAGAAGGAAUCCAAAAGUGUUCUUGUGGAGCCUGCGGUCGUACACGUUCAUCAGGCACCUCCAGAACGCCAACACCUGGCAGGUGUCGUGCGACUUCUCGCCAGACGGCGCGCUGUUGGCCACGGCGGCGUACCUGGCCAAUUGGGAGACGUCCUUGUGGGACCCUUACACCGGGGAGCACCUCUUCCGGCUGCAGGAGUGUUUCAGCUGCAACUUUCCGAUAAUGGAUAAUCCGAUCAGGGCUGUCCGUUUCUCUUCGGAUGGUUUGCACCUGGCUUUUAUCACAAUGGACAGAGAGAUAAGGGUCUGGGAAAUUGGACAGGACGAGCCUUUGAUAGAAUCAGAACGCCGCCACUUCUCAUGUGGGCUGUGCUGCACAUUCCACCCACAAGGGGGAGUCAUUGCUACAGGGACACGAGACGGACACGUGAAGUUCUGGAACGUGCCACAGGCGGUGCCCAGCCUGGUGCACUUCUGCAGGAUGGCCCUGCGCUUCUCGGUCUCCACCCACCAGGUGAUGGCGCUGCCCAUCCCCGGCAAGAUAAGGGACAUCCUGACCUACAGGAACUACGAGGAGCACUACGAUCUGCUCUGCUCCUACCAUAGGUGCAGGCAGUGAGAAAAUAAAACUGUUCGAUGUGCCUGAAGGGCUACUCGCUGCAUCUCGGCCUACGGUCAGUACUGCAGUGGUGCAGCCGGCAAGACUGGGUGUAUAUUCUUAAAGAGGGGGAGUGCUGGUCUAGGAUCAGGUCCAGAUCUUAUCCAGAGCGACUUACACAACUUUUUUUUAUAGCAUUUACAUUGUAUCCAAUUAUACAGCUGAUAUAUACUGAAGCAGUGCAGGUUAAGUACCUUGCUCAAGGGUACAACGGAAUCGAACCUGCAACCUUUAGGUUACAAGACCAACUCCUUAGCCACUAUCCUAGAUCAGUGCUCUGCCCUGAGAUGCUUCCUGGGGCCCAGGUAUUGAAGACAACCAGGAUCUCUUUCCACUGCUACAGGAGUGGCCAACCUUCUGCUUUUUAUUUUCACCUUCAAUACCACAACCCCUUCAGACCUGAGAAACCAGGUUAGGUGAGUUCACCGUGUCAUCGACUGCCAAAGUUGAUCAAUUAAGUGCUGAGCAGCAACAAAUCCAACAGGCCCUGUGGCUCUCUAGGACUUGGGUUUGGCCACCCCUGCACUACAAGUCUUGGUUGAACCAGAGGUGGCAAAGCAGUUCAGCAGUGACUCUUGAGCUGGGCUACUCAAAUCUGGCCCCGGGUGAGAUUUCUGGUUUGCAUUCCUCUCCUCUAAUCAGGGACGGAUUUAAACCUGACACACCAAGUGAGUGUAAUUUCUGACCAAACAUUAUUGGACUGCACUAUCGAUCAGACGGGAAAACUAGCAGUACCAUGUAAACAGUUCAUUUGAAAUCAUCAAUCUAAAUGAAUGUAUUCUGAAUGAUGAAAUAUUCUACAUGUAAACGUGGCUAAUGGGUAGAUAAAGAAAAUAGUUCAGUAGGCUAUCUUUAUGUGCAUUUUAACCUAAUUUAAUGUUGUGCAGUUACUGAAGAAUACUAUUCAACUCAGGGUUUUACAGUGUCGUUUAAGUUAUGUAAAAGAACAGACAAAAACAUUUUUCCCCCCAUAACUUGAAUAUAUUAUAAAUUCUGUAAAUAUUUAUUUUCCAUGUAUUCACUGUACAUAUUAAAAAUUUCUCAUUUAAAUUAAUGGUGAUAAAAAAAACCAAGAGAAAGUAUUUAAAGGCGAUGUUAAUGUUAUUUUUUUUGUUUUACAGUUUACUGUAUGACCCUAUAGUACUCUCAUGUUUAGAAGCAGGAUUGAAUGGAUGAGUUUGAGUUGUUCAUCAGAUAUUCUCUCGCGUAGCUGUUUUUUGUAGACAUGACGCAAUUUAAUACAGUAAAAUGUGAUGUGAUCAGCAA
Anguilla rostrata (American eel) is the source of this 3171-nucleotide messenger RNA. RefSeq names its product WD repeat and SOCS box containing 2 (gene wsb2). The transcript is spliced from 9 exons. NCBI's taxonomy places the organism in Eukaryota, Metazoa, Chordata, Actinopteri, Anguilliformes, Anguillidae. The record is from RefSeq and is a predicted model, not a curated record. Gene Ontology annotation, molecular function: protein binding. The coding region runs from base 592 to 1866 and encodes 424 amino acids. Gene Ontology annotation, biological process: intracellular signal transduction; protein polyubiquitination.